Molecule: messenger RNA, 1141 nt
Organism: Halichondria panicea
Lineage: Eukaryota; Metazoa; Porifera; Demospongiae; Suberitida; Halichondriidae
Product: myeloid leukemia factor 1-like
Exons: 6
Coding region: 135-977 (280 amino acids)
Biological process (GO): regulation of DNA-templated transcription
Cellular component (GO): cytoplasm; nucleus
Source: RefSeq, a predicted model, not a curated record
UCUGCAUAGCACUGACGUCAUCUUGCUGACAGUGCAGUGAUGAAUGUUGACAAGAAAUCAGGAGCAUCUACAGUAGAUCACACCAUUACUCAAGAGUGAAGCACAGAGAAGGCACUGCGCGCCACAGAUGAGAGAUGGCCUUCAGCCAUGGUCAAAGUAUGUUAGAAUCAGAUCCUUUCUUCAGUGGGUUCCCUGCGUUCCCUGAGAUGGGUUUCCCGAGGCACCAAGCACUCGGCGAUGGUGGCUCCAGACACCUGGCUCAUAGGAGAGAUCCAUUUACCUCCAUGAUGUCUUUUGGAAGAGAUGAUCCAUUUGCUAGAAUGCACUCAAUGAUGACUGGGAUGAUGCACGGUGGGAUGCAAAGUGGAAUGAUGCAGAGUAGCCCCAAUGGUCACUGUUACUCCUCUUCAUCUGUCAUGCACUACUCUAGCGGCGGGAAUGGGGGACAACCCAGGGUCUACCACGCAACCAGCUCAACCAGACAAGCUGGGGGGAUCAAGGAGACGAGGAAAAGUGUCCGUGACUCAGACAGUGGGCUACAAAAGAUGGCCAUCGGACACCACAUCAAUGACCGUUCACACACCAUAGAGAAAAGGAUCAAUACUAAGGCUGACACCAAGGAGGAGCAUCAUGAGUUGAUCAAUGUAGACGAAGAUGAUACACAUCAAUUUGACCAAGAAUGGCAGAAAAGGUCCCAUCAAGCCAGUAUCCGACUCCACCCCUCCCACCACUCCAGAACUCUUCCCUCACUAGACAUGCCUACUGACAGAGGCCAUGCCCACAGACAUCAUCCCUACGGCGUACCCCAGCAUCGCAGACCACCCACUAGCCGCUUGGAAUCCCUGGGUUCAGACCUCGGUCCAUCUGCUCAUGGCUCAGGGAUUGGUCAGCCCAGUAAGAAACAUGACAGUCCAUUAGCUGGGGAACAGAGAAGACACAAGAAAGUCAAAGGUGCAAUGAAGAAAGUCCACUUUUGAACUUUACCUACUGAGUCGUACUGACACUCGCGUUGUGUUUACAUGUAUGUCCUUUGUUACACAAUAGUACAAUGUUUACAUGUUCUGUAUCCAUUUUGCUGUACAGUACUCAUUUGCGUCAUUGAAAUAGUGCCUUUUCUUGUACAAAUCGUGUAACUUCGUUA